AUGGUUUCAAAGGCAGGGAAAAAUAUUUCUUGUAGCCUAUGCAAACAGAAAGGACACAACAAGACCACUUGCACUCAAGUGCCAAGGCCUCCUAAAACUAAUGUCACAAAGAAACAAAAGAUUAUGCAAACACAAGAGUCAGUGAAUAUGAAAGGGGGUGGAGAAGAUGUUGUUAUGGGUGAUGCAGUUGAGCCACAAGUUAAGGAAGUUGUGAGGGUAAACGAAUCUGAGGAAGUGGUGAGGGUUAAUGAAGUUGAGGAGCUGGGAAGGGUUAAUCAAGUUGUUGGGCAUGUGUAUACUACAAGUCAACCAAGCAAGAGGAAAAAGUCUGAUAGAAUUAUUAAUCUAAAGCUUGCUAAAAAGGUUCAACGUGAAUGUAGUAGUUUUGGAUCGCCAAUGGAGUUAGAUUAA
Messenger RNA from Lactuca virosa, 411 nucleotides. NCBI's taxonomy places the organism in Eukaryota, Viridiplantae, Streptophyta, Magnoliopsida, Asterales, Asteraceae. The record is from the annotation of a GenBank genome assembly.